Cherax quadricarinatus is the source of this 1530-nucleotide messenger RNA. Its product is annotated as limbic system-associated membrane protein-like. The record is from RefSeq and is a predicted model, not a curated record. Gene Ontology annotation, biological process: synapse organization. NCBI's taxonomy places the organism in Eukaryota, Metazoa, Arthropoda, Malacostraca, Decapoda, Parastacidae. Gene Ontology annotation, cellular component: neuron projection membrane.
UGAGGCGGACGUAGAAAGGAGCCACCUGGAGGACGUAGCAAAGAGCCACCUGGCGGACGUAGCAAAGAGCCACCUGGCGGACGUAGCAAAGAGCCACCUGGAGGACGUAGCAAAGAGCCACCUGGAGGACGUAGCAAAGAGCCACCUGGCGGACGUAGCAAAGAGCCACCUGGCGGACGUAGCAAAGAGCCACCUGGCGGACGUAGCAAAGAGCCACCUGGCGGACGUAGCAAAGAGUCACCUGGCGGACGUAGCGAGGAGCUACCUGGUGGGCGUGAUGUGGGUGUGGGCGGCUCUACUACUCCUCCUCACCCAAGUCUGCCUCGGUGGUCUUCCAGGCGGGGAGGGUAGCGAGGGCGGGGAAGAGCUGCCCGCCCACAAGAGACAGUCUGUGCAGUAUUCCACACUAGUGGGACCUUCCUUCCUCAACACGUCUCUCCACGCCCACGCCCACGCUCUCAUCGGACAGAUCGCCCACCUCACCUGCGUAGUCAGGAACCUGCAUAACUACACAGUGUCGUGGGUAAGGGCCAGAGAUAUUCACCUGUUGACAGCGGGGGAGACCACCUACACCUCGGACAACAGGUUCGUGGCUGUGAAUCCAGGUGGUGGUGCCAAAUGGAUGCUGCGCCUGCAUCACGCCCGCGCCUCCGAUGCCGGCACCUAUCUAUGCCAAGUAUCUGUCAGCCCGCCUAUCUCCACGCCCAUCACCCUCCUCGUCACAGAGGCUGUGUCAACAGUUUAUCCCGGACGAGAAGUGUUUCUGAAGGAAGGAAGCAGAGUGGUACUAGUGUGUGAGAUCAAGGGAUGCCCGUACCCUGCCUUCCCCACCUGGUAUCGUGGGCAGCAGGUUCAGGAAGGCACUGAGGUUUAUGAGGGCCACGUCAAGGCUGGCACCGAGCCAACAUCCACCAGCAUUCAAACGUCCACCACAACACAGGCCACCUCGAGAGAUAUCCAAAUCCAAGCGACCAACCUCUCGCCUUCCUACGUGGCUGGGCAAUCUCUCGUUACCUCCACACCAGCCACCACCAUCACCACCACGCCCACACCGAUCGGUCUACCCAUAGCCAGGAUCACCCUUAUACGCCCACGAGCUUCGGCCGCCCACUCGGGAGUCUAUACCUGUACCAGCACCUGCACACCACCUGUCAAUCUUACUUUACACGUGUUGAUAGGUGACGAGGAGACAGCAGCCAUGCAGCAUCUCGGAGGGUCUCUCAGCAUCAUGCUUCAAGAUCAGCGUCUCAGCCUCCUCCUCCCGCUUGUGGCAUCCCUCCUCAUCUCCUGAGAAGACAGAUUCGCUGGCAGGAAAGAGACAUGGUAAUAGAAACAAUAUCUGCAGACGAAAACCUAUAUAUUGAAGACAUCGUUUCGCUCACACAGUGGCUUCAUCAGGAAAGAGACAUACUGCCAUAAUGAAGCUCUGAGGUUAUUGAUGUUGGGGGUCUGAGCUGGACACAGGAAAUAGAAGAGAUAGGAAAGAUAGAUAACGAAAGAUCUUGAUGUCUAAAAAUUAUAUGUAUUAUU